Molecule: messenger RNA, 1837 nt
Organism: Argiope bruennichi
Lineage: Eukaryota; Metazoa; Arthropoda; Arachnida; Araneae; Araneidae
Gene: RIOK1
Product: serine/threonine-protein kinase RIO1-like
Exons: 2
Coding region: 266-1741 (491 amino acids)
Biological process (GO): maturation of SSU-rRNA
Cellular component (GO): preribosome, small subunit precursor; cytosol
Molecular function (GO): ATP binding; protein serine/threonine kinase activity
Source: RefSeq, a predicted model, not a curated record
AAGUAUUAUCACCGACUAUGCUAUAGGUACCUUCAAGACGAGUGAAACCAACAAAAAGUGCAGCACGCAGAAACAUAUUAAAUGUUUAUUCUUGACUCCGAGAAGAAAUUCCUCAAGAUUUUAUCAAUCAAAUUGUCGAUAAAGUUUCACAUCUUACAGGUGUUUCGCAAAGAACAGUUUUCCGUUUGAAAAAAGAAAUAAAGGCAUCCAGUCCUUUAAGUACCCUUGGAAAGAAGUGACCAGGCUCAGUAGCUGAAAAAUAGAAAUGGGGUCUGUGGAGGAAGAUUUUAAGAAGUUUAUAUUAUCAGACAGUGACGAUAGUGAUGAAUAUGCUGAAGAAGAUCGCUAUUCCGCAGUAGAGGAAAGUAAUCGGGCAAUCAAAUCUACUUCUGGUUCUUAUCAUUCUAAUCAACAAGUCGCAAAAGAAAGUGCUUUUCAACCAACCAGUGGAUUACAACAUAAAUAUAUGCAUAAAAUAUCAGUUGAUAAAUAUGAAAAGGCACAAGACCUAUUAAGCAAAAAAACUGACGCUGGUAGGAUUCGUUUGAAAGAUAAAGGUGACAGAGCCACUGUUGAACAAGUACUUGAUCCGAGAACACGUAUGAUUUUGUUCAAAAUGCUUCAUAAGCAAAUAUUUUCUGAAGUACAAGGAUGCAUCAGUACGGGAAAAGAGGCAAAUGUUUAUUUUGCUCCUGUUGAGGAUGGUCCUGCUAGAGCAGUAAAAAUAUACAAAACUUCCAUUCUUACUUUUAAGGAUAGAGAUAGAUAUGUGAGCGGAGAUUACAGGUUUAGGCAUGGUUAUUCUCACAAAAAUCCCCGGAAAAUGGUACAGACAUGGGCUGAAAAAGAAUUCAGAAAUUUAUUGAGAAUUCAUAAAGCUGGCUUGCCAUCCCCAGAACCCAUCAUUUUGAGGAGCCAUGUUCUAGUGAUGGAAUUCAUUGGGAAAAAUGGAGUACCUGCUCCGCUGCUGAAAAAUACCGAACUUAGCAUUGAGAAAUACUCCAAGUUGUAUUUAGAUAUGGCUAGUAUGAUGAAAAAUUUAUAUUGUAAUUGUAAACUUAUUCACGCAGAUCUGAGCGAAUACAAUUUACUCUACCACGACGGUAAAGCCUUGUUGAUUGACGUUUCUCAGUCUGUAGAACCAGAUCACCCACAUGCUAUGGAUUUUCUAAGGAUGGAUUGUAAGAAUAUAACGCACUUUUUUAAAAAGAAAGGCGUGGCUGUCAUGUCUGUGCGACAACUUUUUGAAUUUAUUACCAACCCUAACAUUGUGUCAGACGAUGUCUCCAAGUAUAUGGAAGGACUUGAGAAGACACCUGAAGAUGAUCAGGAAUUCUCAGAAGAAGCUAAAGUUGACGAAGAAGUAUUCAAGCAGGCUUAUAUUCCAAAGAGGUUAGAUGAGGUAAUUGAUGCGGAACGAGACAUUUUUGUUGGGAAUGACGAAGCGUUGUAUCAUACAGUGACUGGCCUUCAACCACAAAAUACAGAGGAGACAGUGGAUCCUGAAUCAAAUAAAACGAACUCGGACGAAUCUUCUGACGAAGAUUCGGACGCAGAUGAUCAAGAAAAUAAGUCAAAGGGCUUUGUUAAUUCCCGACGUCCUCGUGAUGAGUCGCCAAAUACUAAAAAAGAACGAAAAAAGGCAUUGAAGGAGGCUCGUAGAGAAAAGCAAAAAACCAAAAUACCGAAACAUGUGAAGAAAAGAAAAGAAAAGCUAGCCCAUCAAAAUAGCAAAAAGUAGUGGCAAAAAUUGAAGUACAUGGAAUUAAGAAUAUUCUGUUAUAAAAUAAGUUAAAAUUAUAUGUUAAUAAAAUGAUUUUAAAAAAAAGAAGCCAUA